This is a messenger RNA of Actinia tenebrosa (Australian red waratah sea anemone), 1409 nucleotides long. Its product is annotated as rRNA methyltransferase 1, mitochondrial. Gene Ontology annotation, biological process: rRNA methylation. The record is from RefSeq and is a predicted model, not a curated record. Lineage: Eukaryota; Metazoa; Cnidaria; Anthozoa; Actiniaria; Actiniidae. Gene Ontology annotation, molecular function: RNA binding; rRNA (guanine) methyltransferase activity. Gene Ontology annotation, cellular component: mitochondrion.
CCUGCUGAUAUUUGACAUUUAGAGCUUCAAAAUGUGCUCCAAAAGUUUGUUCAAGGAUUCUCUUCAAUUUCAAAAUUAUACAGCCCAGUGCCGUUUUUUGGGCGUUUUUAUGAACUUAUUGCAAAAUACAAGACUCCUUACGCCUGUAAAACCAAAGAGAAGUAUAUUACGAUGCUCAAGAACACUAUUUUCUACAAAUGGGUCUUCACACAACUUUAAAAAGACGAUAACAAAGCAGAAAUCUGAUGGUGGUAAAAGCAAAACUGAGUAUCUUUUUGGCGUUGGACCAUGUUAUCUUGCCCUAAAAAGUAACAGACGAAAAAUAUCCAACAUAUACAUUAGGGAUGGUGCAGUUAAUACAACAAGGAAUGAGUUUGAAGAAAUAAGAAAAAUGGCAGAAGACAAGGGAGUACCAAUAGUCUCAACAACCAGGAAGCAUUUAUUAAAAUUAAGUCAAGGCAGACCAGCCCAGAAUAUUGUCAUGGAAGUCUCACCCUUGAAAUUUUUGAAUUGUGAAAGAAAAGAUUUUAAAAGUGAUACAGAAACAGGAAACCCAGAGCUGUGGGUUGCAUUAGAUGAAGUUCAGGAUCCGAUGAAUUUUGGUGCAAUUCUUAGAACAAGUUUCUUAUUAGGUGUAUCGGGAGUUGUAGUGCCUCAACGUAACAGUGCCCCUCUAUCUCCUGUGGUUAGCAAAGCCAGUGCUGGUGCCAUGGAGAUGAUGAAUAUCUUUCAAGUAUCUCACCUACCAUCGUUUUUGAAAGAGAGAGCUAAUGAAGGAUGGGAUAUACUGGGCUCUGUUUCACCAAAUUCAGCUGAAGAAUCAGAAGAAAAGCCUCUAGACUGCACUAACUACGAAAUACAUAAGACUGCUGUUCUGGUCUUAGGGAAUGAAGGAAUUGGUUUACAAAGUCAAGUACUUCAGCACUGUACGCGCCUGAUUUCAAUUUUUCCGCCAUCGUUGCAGCCAUCAUCUUUAGUCGGCCCUGACUCGUUGAAUGUUUCUGUGGCAACAGGUUUAGAAUUUAUAAGCUAUUCCACCAACCCCAUCUUAGACUUGCUCCAAUUCUCGCUCUCAAAUUCUUUCCCCCGUUGCAAACCCAGUCUCGUGUCCAAAGCUCCUCGGAUUCAAAUAGCGCACUUCCGGUUACGACGACUUUGCUAAGGCGAUCGCUCGGCUUCUCGUUUCCUACGCUCCAUUCCCCUCGGAAAGCUGUCGUAGCCAGCGAAGUGCACUAUUUUAAUUUUAAUUUUUAAUUUAGAAUUUCCGAAUAAAACUUGCAGGAGCAAGUCUAACCCCACCUUCACCAAUGUCUGUUCGAGACAUCCUCUUCUACUUUGCCUUAUUUCUGUCUGGGUGCCAAUGCCAAAGGAACAAAAAAAAAUCAAAUCCUACGAGUCUCGGCCUACGA